AUGAAGUCCUCCCUCACCCUCCUGGCCCUGGCCACCACCGCCCUCUCCCAAACAACAACCCUCAAAGUCUUCGACGCCGGCGAAUCCGCCCUCCCCCUAACCGACAUUGCCGCCAGCGUCGUCGAAGUCAACGCCCUCGAAACAAUCCUGGCCCUAAACUGCGCUCCCAACGCUACAGCAUCCAUCUGCCCCCUCGAAACCCCUUUCACCCUGACCUACGGCCCCUCCACCGCAUCCCUCAAUGCCGUUUACGCCACCAAGACCAGCGGCGUGCAGGCCAAGAUGUCUCUCGUCGAGGGCUGCGACAUCACCUCGUCGACGCAGGGCGCGUCGUGCUCGAUGUCGAUGGUUAUGGGAAUGAGUGUGCGCGGGGUUUCGACUAGCACGACGACCACUACCACGACGUCGUUUGGGGAGGAGGAUAUCACGUAUCGCGAUUUGGCGGUUACCGCGGGUGUCAGCAAGUUGACUGCUCCCGAGGCUACGCAGACGCCUGAGGGGGGUGCUGCUCCGGGAGCUGUUGUUAAUGGGAAGGGGAUUGGGGGGUUGGCGGCGGCGGCUGUUGCGGCAGCUGCUAUGUUUGUCUAG
Messenger RNA from Aspergillus chevalieri, 588 nucleotides. RefSeq lists its product as uncharacterized. The record is from RefSeq and is a predicted model, not a curated record. The coding region runs from base 1 to 588 and encodes 195 amino acids. The transcript has a single exon. Lineage: Eukaryota; Fungi; Ascomycota; Eurotiomycetes; Eurotiales; Aspergillaceae.